AUGCCCUCUCUGCCCGACCCCGCGACCCGCCGGCCGGCGUCCAGAAGCAAGGAAGAGCGCGAGCUGUGCGGCGACUAUACGAAACACGCCGAUGCGGUGAAAAUAGGCAAACCUACUGCUCCACCCGGAAGCAGCGUGUCACACUCGAGCAAGCCCGGGGCUCAUCACCAGUUCCAUCCCGUCAACACUUUGCAGCAAUCCUCGCCCUACACCCCCCGGCCAAAGAGCGCUCACUGCGGAACCAAAUACACACCUACAGGGAGCCUCCAGUUUGAAUCUAGCAGAGGGGAGAACGUGAGGACAGCCAAGUUUCGGGACGACAGCGCAAUCCCCCACAAACGUCAGAAGCUCUCUCACCCAACGAGUCCUUCGCCAGCGGUUGUAGACCUCACCGAUGAAGACCCUCCUUUGCAGCGAGCAAAAAUGCAAUCCCGCGAGCAAGCUAAAGACCACUUCAGACAGUACCACCCCUCCCGCAGUAAUGGCUCGAUUCGCUCCAGGCCAUCCCUUUCAUCCAUGCCUUCUGGGUCAGACGAAUUCAACAAAGUGGAGGAAACCAUGAAUCCAAAAGGUUAUGGAAGUUCGCACGUCUUCCAGGAAUCAUUGGACUCUGAACAGCCUGACUUGGGUAAAAGGUCUGCGGCCCCCCAUGGACAACCGUCUCGGCCCAUUGAAGUAGACUCUGGCGAUGAGCAUCCGUCUCCCCGGAGAGAGAAAUUCAUCAUGGAUGCGUUGUUGGAAGAAAUCGCCCUGUCCCAGGACCCCCGAAAGCCGCCAGUCAAGAACAAGCUUUUCGGGCAACGCCUACCAAACGAUGAACUUCGCAACGACGAUUCGCAUCCAGGCUCACAGCCAAAGCUAGCACAAGGACAUAGCCGGAAGGAAGCCAAGGGCGGGACUGGAUCAGGCCAGUCUCAUGACGUCAGGUUCAAACCGACAGCAACAGCGGCCACCAUUGAUGACGGAAGCGAAGACGAAUUGUCACAGGAAAUUCCUAGGGCAUUGCCUAAACAGCGCGAGAAGCACAUACGGAACUUUGAUGCUGAAGAGCAAAUGACGUCGCCCUACUUUACAGAAUCCGUGGAUGUGGACCAUCACCAAACCCACCCGAGGCACCCCCCUGGCUCAGACAUGAUAAUCUGGGACCACAACAAGAAGCACUUUGCAGUUCAUGGCUUAGAGGGCCCCAUACCUAUUGGAAAUGGGGUGGCCUGUGUCGAAGGGUCGAAGGUGACUAGCAUCGUCCUCUCCAACGACGAUAGUUCAGCCAAGGUCGAGAUCCGUGGUCCUAUUAUCGGCGAUAAAGUCUACAAACGCUUUAUGGAAUUCACCAGUAACAAUGACUGUAAAGAUUUUGUGGGCGCACUCUCAACCACUGUGAAACGCGUUCCCAGGUCUAGGGAUUAUUUGGAUAAGAUAUUUGCCAAACCAGAUGACAUUCCGCCUAAAAAUUCCCUAUCAAAGCCCGUUGAUUUGGGUGUAGAACGUGCGGUUCUUGAAUCACGCGACAACCAACGGCGCCAAGGGACGGCUGACCGCAAUGGCAACAAAGAACGUACUGAGGACAAGGCAAACACAAAUGCCGCCGCUAACGGAAGACCUCGCGCCGAUUCAAGGCUCAUUUCACAGAUGCAGGUUGAUCCAUCUCGUGCCGAGUCUAGUACCCGCACUUCGAGGGCCUCACGAGCAACCGAAUCGCUGGACAUGACCACCUCUCGCACGCUUGCGAACACGCGACGCACUCGGACCAACGACGGAGAUGCCGAGAGCUCAAAGAUUGAAUACUUUGAGAUUGCCGCUCAACGUGAAAGUUCGUGGCCGCAGAUGGAUUUUCCGAAACAAUGGAAACAGCCUCUUGUUUAUCCACCAACCGGGCGACAACGAGCCCAAGUUGAUUGGGCUGAUCUCCUCAAGCUUGAAGAUGGUGAAUUCCUCAACGACAGCAUCAUCAGCUUCUACAUGACUUGGGCUGCGAAACAGGCUGAAGAACGCGGAAACCUGCGGCCGGACAAAGUGUAUUGGUUCAACACUUACUUCUACUCUACAUUGACCAAGCAGGUGAAAGGCCACAAAGGAAUCAAUUACGCCGGUGUUCAGCGAUGGACGUCAAAGGUUGAUAUAUUCUCUUAUGACUAUGUGGUGGUUCCAAUCAAUGAGGACCAGCACUGGUAUUUGGCCAUCAUCUGCAACCUUCCAACCCUCGCCAAGAAAGUCCAGCAUCAGGAACCAGAAGCAGAAAUCGAGGACAUCACCGAGAAGAAAGAUCUUCCAAGAAAUGGUCUUGCUGCCCAGGUCCACAAAGCCCUUUCUGAAAAGCCAGAACCACCAUCAGAUAGCACGAAGGAAUCAGGUGGUAUGGACGAAGCCAUGGAAGUUGAUCAGCCUGUUCGCAUCGAUGGAGCCACUGGGGGCGAGAAGCUGAACAGCGAGAGGGAUGAGGGCGAGACGAGGAUGACGACACCACAACCCAUGACCGACGACGCCCAGACCGAAACUCUAGAUGAGAUCAAAGCAGUGCCCAAUGGCCAAGAUGACACAUCGAAACUGAGUCCUGGAGGAAAGAAGGGACGGAAAAAGCAAGGGCCGCCCUCAAGAAAGUUGGACCCAGAACAACCGGUUAUCAUCAUGCUCGAUUCUCUUGAGCUCACUCAUCCCAAGACUACGAAGAACCUCAAGGCAUAUCUUGUCGAAGAGGGCGAAGCAAAGCGUGGCAUGGAUAUCGACAUGAAGACUCUCCAAGGAACAACGGCCAAAUGCAUCCCUACCCAAGACAACUUUUGCGAUUGCGGCAUUUUUGUGUGUCUGUACUUCGAAAAGUUCAUCAACGACGCCGACAACUUUGUGCAUAAGAUCUUGCGCCGGGAAAUGGAUAAAACAAGGGACUGGCCAGAUAUUUGCCCCCCGAAGACGAGACGGGACAUCUUGGGCUUGCUCACGAAGCUGGAGGAAGAACAGUCGAGGGAGCGGGACGAACAGAGGAAAAAGAGGAAAGAAGAGAAAAGAAAGCUGCUGGAAGGCAAGGGCGAUGAGUCAAGCGUAUCGAUCCGGGGGCAGAGUCCGCCAAGCACAACAGUGGAACCCGAACGCGCGUCCAAGCCUCCUUCUGGCUCACCACCGCCAGCAUUGGUAUCCACCAAGGCCGCGGAACCGCGAACUCCUACCCCACCGCCUCGCGCAAGAACACCAAAAACUGGACGCAAUCCAGUAGUGGUCAUCCAAGCGUCGCCGGUCAAGUGCCAAGGUUCCAGUACCAAUCUCGUCCUUGGCAAAAGUCCCCGGAAACGCACGUUGCCUGCUGAGACCACGGAUGUUCAGAAGCAUGACGUUGCUAUGGCGUCUACAGACAAUCGGAAGCGGAGGGAAUCACCGAUGCAAGCCCCGGAUAAAGAUUUAGCUAUGGAGGAUGCUGAGGAGCCGGUCCAGUCUAUCGAAAGACGACAUCCCGAGUGGCAUGAACAAGGUGACAGAGCUGGGCAUUCGCGCUAUGAACGAGUCGAUGACUGGAUGGAUCUGGAGAUUGAGCAAGACCGAUCUGAAGUAGAGGUUCCGGAUUCGCAACCAGAGCCAUAUGAGCUCGCAGCGCGAGAAAAGCACAAUCAGUGGGAGCUUGGGUUGAAGGAACCCUCGGGCAACAACGAGGGUCAAAUAGAGGUUCGGAAACAGCGGUCUCCGUCUCAGCGGCGGCAACAACAGAAGAAGAGAAAGACCACGCCGAUGGAGAUCAUCGAGAUUGAUGACUCGCAGCCAUGA
Lasiodiplodia theobromae is the source of this 3750-nucleotide messenger RNA. Its product is annotated as Peptidase C48. The record is from RefSeq and is a predicted model, not a curated record. The transcript is spliced from 6 exons. The coding region runs from base 1 to 3750 and encodes 1249 amino acids. Gene Ontology annotation, molecular function: SUMO-specific endopeptidase activity. Gene Ontology annotation, biological process: protein desumoylation. Gene Ontology annotation, cellular component: nucleus; cytoplasm. NCBI's taxonomy places the organism in Eukaryota, Fungi, Ascomycota, Dothideomycetes, Botryosphaeriales, Botryosphaeriaceae.